CAGGGCCCGUUCGGGGCGUGCGCGCCCGGCCUGCGUCUGCGCGUGCUCGUGACCCGCUGUCGUGCUGGCUGCUCGGGGUUUCUGUUGUUCGUGGGAAUCCUGCCGGAAGUGUGGCAGAAAGGGCAAUGUGGAGGCUGAGGGUGGCUUGUCGCAAUGCUGCGUUAUGCUUAGAGGACAGGCGAGGCGUUUUCCCUGCCUUUCCUCUUUCCUCUCCCCUGGCGGUCGGAUGUAGGGAGCCGAGGGGCGGUUGCUGCAGAUGCGGCCCAGCCUCGUGCCAUAACUAAAGUGUUUACAGAUAUACUGUGACAUUUGUUAGAGAAAGAAAACUUGUCUAUUUCAUUAAAGCGCGUACACAUCUUCAACGUCUGUUCAUGGAGACAACAAAUAUGUCAUCUGAAGUGUUGCCAGCAUCCAUUGAGCCUCCUAAUGUAGAAGGAAAGCCGGGCGCUAGUGACAGUGAGGAGGAGAGACAGAAGCAGAGAGUGGAUGCAGAGGCCCAGCCAAUAUCUAAACGGCAACUGAAGAAGCUGAUGAAACAGAGACUAUGGGAAGAGCAGCGGGAACAGCGCAAGGAAAAACGAAAAGAAAAACGCAAGAGAAAGAAAUUAGAACGACGGUGUCAGCUGGAGUCCAACUCAGAUGGAAACGACAGGAAACGGAUCCGAAGACACGUUGCUCCUAGCAACCUCCGCCUUAUCAUAGACUGCAGCUUUGAUGACUUGAUGGUGUUAAAGGAUAUUAAGAAACUUCACAAACAGAUUCAACGAUGUUAUGCAGAGAACCGCCGCGCAUCACAUCCCGUUCAGUUUUACUUGACAAGCCAUGGAGGCCAACUGAAGAAGAACAUGGAUGAGAAUGACCAAGGAUGGGUCAACUGGAAGGAUAUUCACAUCAAGUCCGAGCACUAUAGUGAACUCAUAAAAAAAGAAGACCUGGUUUAUCUGACGUCGGACUCACCUAAUGUAUUAAAGGACUUAGAUGAGUCAAAGGCCUAUGUGAUUGGAGGGUUAGUGGACCACAACCACCACAAGGGACUCACGUUUAAGCAAGCAUCCAGUUAUGGAAUCAAGCAUGCACAGCUCCCUCUUGCAGAGUUCGUGAAGAUGAACAGUCGAAAAGUCCUGGCGGUUAACCACGUGUUUGAGAUUAUCCUGGAGUUCCUGGAGACAGGAGACUGGCAAGAGGCGUUUUUUACAAUCUUACCCCCACGGAAAGGAGCUGUCCCCGCACACAAGGCCUGCGAAAGCUCUCCUCAGGACCACCAGGCCCUGCCAGGAGGAUGGGACAGUGCCAUCGAGGGAGAGCAUGGCAGAGAUGAUCCUGGCUCUCCGCACAAAGAGCAGCAGGGCCAGCAAAGCAGCUCGGUUUCUGCAGUGAGCCCUGACCCACAGUAACCUUCCCCUGUUCUCUUGCUUCAGAGAAACCAGACAGUGUGGUCGGUGCUUCCCAGAAUGCUCAGACUGCGAGAAAACUUUCUCUCGUCUCUGUUGUGGAAUUUUAAAUCUUUUUAAAGAGUUAAAUGAUAACGAAAAACCCUUUAAGCACUAAGAAAGGAUUGCUUGGUUUUGUGUAAGAAGAAGACUCAAAGGUGUGAUUUCAGACGAGCUUAAGCCUCACUCACAUCGGUCGUGGAGGCUGUUGCGUGGUGUGGGGUCUGCCUCCACCCGUCCUUCACCGGGGCACGUCCUGCAGGGCCAGCCUGCUGACCCAGUGGUUCUUCCAUGCUCAUCCUCCCUGUGUCUCUUUGGUCUGGUGGCUGUUUGUUGGAACAGAUAUUCAUAACUGUCCCUUGAGUCUUCUAAAAUGUUGGACUUGGGAAGCUACCCUUUCUUUCUGUAGCUUCUGUGUUCAGUUCUAAGAAAUAACAUUAAUUCUGGGAGGACACCGAUUGUUUGCUGGGCUCAACAAUCCAUUCCUUUUGGACAGCGGAGUUGACUCCUGUGCCUCCCUUGUGAUACCUUCUUAUGCUUCUGAAAUAGUCACAAGAAUAAUCUUAAGUCCCGUAGUGACAGUAACUUACUCAAUUACACAAGUUUUGCUGGAUAGAUUACUUUAUAAGGUUACUUCUGAAGAAUCAAUUUGCCUUUACCUCAGUUAAACAAAACAAAGGAGCUGUCCUUUCCAUUUAUUUUCUACAUAUUUAACAUAUUUCCAUAAUGUUAGGAUUUAACAUAAUGUGAAUAUUGUACAUCUUCCGUCCUGCUGUAAUAUCCCAACCAGUGUAAAUGUGUUUCUGUAAAUACCAUGUGCAUGUAAUGUUGACAUCUGUCACAUCACAUUUAGCUUUCAUGCCUUAAUCCACGAUGGCAGGCUGAUACGUAUUGUUUGUGGAAAGGUUGUAUUGAAUUCACUAAUUUGAAUUCAUUAGCCAGAAAUUAAACAGCGGUUUGGAAGCUGAUGAAGACAGAGCAGAGGGGUGCCGUUAGGCUUUUGCACAGUGUCUGCAGAGAAGUGUGUUUGGAUCACGUGCCCCUUACACAGGUGCAGUGGAACCUCAGGAGCGGUCACUGAAUUGGGAGGAAAUCAGCUUCUGGUCUUUUCUCUUUAUUAUGUAAUGUAUGUGCUGUGUUAACACCAAUUUAGAGGGAAGCUCACUAGAUCUGGUGUGGAUGUUCACUGCCUGUUUUUGUUGCUUUAUUCCUAGUUACCUAUGGUAGCUAGGUCCUUCACUGUCCACAGAGGUGUGUUAAUAGUCAGAGUGCAGUUCUUAGUGAGUAAAGUCAGUUCAUGUUGUUACUGUACUUUUCUAAGAUUCAGAUUUGGUGAGAUGUCCCCCAUGUGCCCGUGUGUUUGGACACUUGGUCUCCACUGAUGGUUCUGUUUUGGAGGUUGUGGGACCUUUCUAAGGGGAAGCAUGUCACUUAGGGUGGGCUUUUCCUGUCUACAGCCAGUCCUGUUUCUUGUGUGAUCACACUUCCUGCCAUCCAGGCCAGCCUAAUGUUCCUGAUGGCAGGCCUUCCCUGCCACGAUGGACUAUAUACCUCCUGUAGAGCUCUAACCAAAUAAACUCUCCUUCCUUACCUCCUGUAGAGCUCUAAACCAAGAUAAACUCUCCUUCCUUA
Messenger RNA from Rattus norvegicus (Norway rat), 3062 nucleotides. The record is from RefSeq and is a predicted model, not a curated record. NCBI's taxonomy places the organism in Eukaryota, Metazoa, Chordata, Mammalia, Rodentia, Muridae.